AUGAGAGUUUACCUGUCCAUAAAGUAUGACUCAUUUUGUUUUCCCAACUUUCCUUGUGUUCCCGGCUUGAUUUUAUCCUUAUUCAAUCUCAUCUUCAGAUUUUUCAGUGGAAAAGGGUGCAUCUUCAAGCUGAGUGCCCUUCUUAGCAGCCUAUUAGCUUUGGUGUUUGCAAUAAUCAUUGCAAGCAGCCAAUGCUGGCGCCCAUGGAGAUUUGACAACAACAUUUUGCAAUUUGUGUCCUUUGGACUCUGGGAGGCUUAUUCCCCUCAAGAGCUUAAUGAAUCAGGGACUGUAACCAAGAUGCUGGUGCACACCACUACUGAUUCUACCAGGACCACUUCACCUGAGUUUCAGAUUGCACAGACCCUGAUAGUGUGGGCCAUUUUGAUGAAGCCUGUGGUUUUGAUUUUUGGUGUAGCUGCUAUUAAGAUCAGCUGCAUGAAAGAUCCAUUUGUGGAGAUGGCAACAUACUGCUACAAUGUUUCUGCCUCAGUUUUGUGUGUUAGCAGCCUGUUCACAUUGGUUUCUGUCAGCUGGAACCACUUUGUAGAUCAUUAUGGCCAAACCACUCUUGACUUUCCACCAUACUUUCCUGUUAAUGAAGAAGCAUUGAUAACCAAAUACUGCACUACUGUGCUGCCAUUAGGGGUUCUGACAGCUGCCAUCUCACUUUUCAGUGCAGUUAUCUUUCUUUCUGAGAUAAGCGUUUUGCAACUACAGAGUUGGAAGAAGGCCCAGCGUGCUUCCAUAGUGACCACUCAAGAGGCCUGA
Messenger RNA from Peromyscus leucopus (white-footed mouse), 771 nucleotides. RefSeq lists its product as uncharacterized. Bases 1 to 771 code for a protein of 256 amino acids. The record is from RefSeq and is a predicted model, not a curated record. NCBI's taxonomy places the organism in Eukaryota, Metazoa, Chordata, Mammalia, Rodentia, Cricetidae. Gene Ontology annotation, cellular component: plasma membrane; bicellular tight junction. Gene Ontology annotation, biological process: cell adhesion; bicellular tight junction assembly. Gene Ontology annotation, molecular function: structural molecule activity. The transcript has a single exon.